Cornus florida is the source of this 1892-nucleotide messenger RNA. Its product is annotated as glucan endo-1,3-beta-glucosidase 14. The record is from RefSeq and is a predicted model, not a curated record. NCBI's taxonomy places the organism in Eukaryota, Viridiplantae, Streptophyta, Magnoliopsida, Cornales, Cornaceae. Gene Ontology annotation, molecular function: hydrolase activity, hydrolyzing O-glycosyl compounds. The transcript is spliced from 4 exons. The coding region runs from base 179 to 1324 and encodes 381 amino acids. Gene Ontology annotation, cellular component: plasma membrane. Gene Ontology annotation, biological process: carbohydrate metabolic process.
UCCAUUCUACUGUAUUAUCAAUUCGCUGCUUUUAUUGCAGUCAGAAAAUAACGCAGACGCAAUAAAUCUAUAUAUACACGCACACAAACACAUGUAUAUACUAUAGGCGUCAUAACAUUGAGGUGUCCGAGAUAUAGGAGAAGAGUCAGAAACGGAAGGCGCGGAUCACCGAGCACUAAUGGCGGAGAGGUUCCCAAUCCUCUUCUCAGCGCUUCUCUUCUUUCUCACUCUCUCUGUUUCAGUUGUUCAAAUCCUCGGGGUAGGGGUUGGAAUCAACUAUGGCCAGAUUGCCAACAAUCUCCCAACUCCCACCCGAGUUGCCUAUCUCCUCAGAUCCCUCAACAUCAGCAGAGUGAAACUCUACGAUGCUGAUCCGAAUGUAUUAGCAGCAUUCUCCAAUUCUAAUGUUGAUUUUGUGAUUGGACUUGACGACAGUCUUUUGAAUAUGACUGAUCCCAUCAAAGCUCAAACUUGGAUUGAACAGAAUGUUCAACCCUACAUUGCCCAGACCAAGAUCACUUGCAUCACUGUUGGAAAUGAGGUUUUAUCAAGCAAUGAUACUCAGUCAAUGAGUUAUCUCCUCCCGGCAAUGCAAACCGUUUAUGGUGCUGUUGUUAAUCUUGGACUAAGCGAACAAGUUUACGUGACAACGGCACAUUCACUUGCCAUCUUAGCUAAUUCAUUCCCUCCUUCCUCGGGAUCUUUCCGGGAAGAUCUUGCCCAGUACAUCCAGCCCAUUCUCAAUUUUCAUUCUCAGACUAAUUCCCCCUUCCUCAUUAAUGCUUACCCAUAUUUUGCAUACAAAGAUAGUCCUGAUCAGGUUUCAUUGGAGUAUGUACUUUUCCAGCCUAAUACAGGGACAACUGAUCCCAACACGAAUUUGAAGUAUGAUAACAUGUUAUAUGCUCAAAUUGACGCUGUCUAUUCAGCAAUCAAAGUAAUGGGGCAUACAGACAUUGAAGUUAAAAUUUCCGAGACUGGUUGGCCAUCUAAGGGGGAUCCCAAUGAGGCAGGAGCUACACCAGAGAAUGCGGGAAUAUAUAAUGGUAAUUUGCUGCAACGGAUACAGCAGAGGCAAGGUACUCCAGCGAGGCCAUCAGUGCCAAUUGAUAUAUAUGUUUUUGCACUUUUCAAUGAGAAUCUAAAGCCUGGUCCGGCAUCGGAGAGGAACUUUGGGCUGUAUUAUCCUGAUGGUACUCCAGUUUACAAUAUAGGGUUAGCGGGUUAUUUUCCACAGAUAGAUAUAGCUUCAGCUUCCAAGAUUAAUGCCUUGUCUGCUGCAAGUCUUCUGAUUUUUACCAUAGUAUGCCUUAUCUAUGCUUGAAAGCUAGAAAAUUUCACCAACAUCAAAUUGAGGGUGAGGGAAAUACAGCGAAAAAAAGAGUUAGUAAAAAUCACUCAGAAUUUUCUCCCCUAUAUUUCAAGGGGAGAUCUUCUAGGGAAUCAACCACUGCAUAACUUUCAUUUUCGUCAAAACCGGUGCCAGAUUAGAGCUUUUUUCCUGUUUACUUCAUUGGAUCCAUCAUGUACAAUGAGAUUUACCAAAAUUAUUUACUUCAAGAUCAAGAAGGCCUUCUAUUUAAGAGGUAAAUUCAUCUAGAGACUAGAGAAUAAAAAAUUAAAAAAAAAAAGGUAAUAAAGUGAAACCCAUUGCUGGUAGGACUAUGAUAAGGGAAAUAAAUUUCUUUAACAAGCAUUUUAUAAUGAUUAUCUUAUUUUUCCUGAAUUAUAAUGAUUAUCUUAGAGAAGAUAGAGAGGGCUUAUAUGAUUGUGUCGAGGGUAGCAAAUGGUAGGGGUAGAACUUAGUGACUUCCAUUAUUAUUGUUUUGAAUUUUAUUAUUGUAAAAACUUGUAUAGCCCAAGUUGAAAGGGAAAAUAUUGUUUUGAUAUUA